Molecule: messenger RNA, 1472 nt
Organism: Scatophagus argus
Lineage: Eukaryota; Metazoa; Chordata; Actinopteri; Scatophagidae
Product: dehydrogenase/reductase SDR family member 12-like
Exons: 10
Coding region: 234-1247 (337 amino acids)
Source: RefSeq, a predicted model, not a curated record
ACAUACCACGUGAUUCGCUCGAAACAUUUUAAUGAAUGAGCUGAUAAACUGACAUGAUAACUCAUGUCGCUUGACUUUAAGGGCCAAGAGUUAAAGCGUUAUUCCCAUGCAGCGUCGGCAGGGAGCAGCAAGCGCUCCCCCGUCAGCCUGGUUCAUGUGAUACUGAUCUGUCACAGUGGUUGACAGGGACUGGCAAACUGGUGCUCUUUUGGGAUGGUUUUUCACUCGAUGACAUGUCUCUGUAUCGGAACGCUGUCUGGUUUUUGAACGGAAUCCACCAAUAUACAAGGAAGGGAUAUGAGGCGGCGUCUAAAGACUUUGAGGUUCAAGACCUGAACGUGUCUGUUGUGGGAAGAUCUUUUAUGAUCACCGGGGCCAACAGUGGAAUUGGCAGAGCAACAGCCAUGGCUAUAGCCAAGAAAGGUGGGACGGUCCACAUGGUGUGCAGGAACAAAGAUAAAGCAGAGGAAGCCAGAGCCGAUGUCGUCAAUCAGUCAGGGAAUACGGAGGUGUACAUCCAUAUUGUGGACAUGUCGGAGACAUAUAAAGUCUGGCAGUUUGCAGAGACCUUCAAGAAGCAGUAUCCAUCUUUAAAUGUGCUGAUAAACAAUGCAGGGUGUAUGGUGCACCGGAGAGAACUGAAUGCUGAGGGACUGGAGAAGAACUUUGCCACCAACACGAUGGGGGUGUACAUCCUCACUCAGAGCCUCAUACCACUUCUACAAAAGAGCCGGGAUCCCAGGGUGAUCACUGUGUCCUCGGGAGGCAUGCUGGUAGAGAAACUCCGAGUAGAUGACUUGCAGUCAGAGAAGGGCCAUUUUGAUGGUGUUAUGGUAUAUGCCCAGAACAAGAGACAGCAGGUGGUGCUGACACAGCAGUGGGCCAAAGCCAACCCAGUCAUUCACUUUUCUGUGAUGCAUCCCGGUUGGGUCGAUACGCCAGCUGUUUCUACAUCAAUGCCUCAGUUCCACCAGAUGAUGGGGGAGCGGCUGCGCAGUGUAGAGCAAGGAGCAGACACUGUUGUGUGGUUGGCCUUGUCUAGAGCUGCUGCCCGAACACGCAGUGGGCAGUUCUUCCAAGAUCGCAGGCCUGUACCCACCCACCUGCCUCUGGCCUGGACUCACAGUUCUGCAGAAGACACCCGGAAUUUCACGGCUCAGCUGGAGACACUGGCCGGAUUAAUUCAGACACAACCUAAUGCGGAAUUCAACGAACCCCCGGGUCCUUCCAAGCCUCAAUUUGUCUGAGUUGGGAUGUAAAUGUUACACUGAUUGACCCACUCAUUGACCCAUUAAAUCAUUAGUCAGAUCAAUUUCUGAGGCAGUUGGCGUAUUUAUCAUGUUUAAUCUUAUUUGUCGAGUGCACCUCCUAAUUCCGAUCAUUAACUUCGUGUAAGUGUUUUGCACAGUGGUCUGUUGUGCUUACAUCUUAGAUUAUAACAGCAAAUUAAAAGCCCGCUCUAAUGGAUGUAA